This is a messenger RNA of Mangifera indica (mango), 3517 nucleotides long. Its product is annotated as transcription factor GTE10-like. The record is from RefSeq and is a predicted model, not a curated record. NCBI's taxonomy places the organism in Eukaryota, Viridiplantae, Streptophyta, Magnoliopsida, Sapindales, Anacardiaceae. Bases 766 to 3087 code for a protein of 773 amino acids. The transcript has 10 exons. Gene Ontology annotation, molecular function: protein binding.
UAUUCUUUUUGCCUCUUCUCUCUCCGUGUCUCGUUUUCUCCUUGCGAAGAUUGGCGAAGUUUAGGGUUUCUUCCAAUCAACGGCUAUUCGCGAGAUCCAGGUUUUGAAUUGGGUUCUUGUGAAACUGGUUUCUCUUAGGGUUUUCAUUUUAGGGCUUUCGAAACAUUUGGAUGGGAUUUUUUCGUGUCGACGCAAAUUAUUGUUUAGCUUCGACCCGAUCUAGGGUUUAUUGUUGUUGGAGUAUAGGCUCAUUAUUGUAAGGAUCAUUCUUUUGGUCUAAUUCUUUCUUUAAUUCCUCAUCUUUUAGGAGAGUUACUCAGUUUCUUACCGACAAAGCAAGGAAUUUUUUGUUUGAAUUUUUUAGGGCUACAUUGCUUGGAUAUAAUGAAAAAGUUAAAUGUAACAAUCAUGGGAUUUAAUUAAAUUUAUAGAUCAUAAAUCAUGCAAUCAGCAAUAGCAUUAUCGAUGAAAUGGUUACGGGAACAUAUCCAGAUGAUUGCAAAUAAAGAGAUAUGUUAGUAAAAAUUGAAACCCUGGAAAUUGAUGUAAAGACAAAACAUAUCUGUAGAUAAAGGAAUUACUGCUGCGGUUGUGCCAAAAUAUAGGUGUCGACCUCAUUUGUUAAGUUCUUUUGGUGGAACUUGGAAUUAGAAAUUGGAGACUGACGUGAAUUUCUAUCUUUCCUAAUCUGUGUCAAUAUUCGAGAAAGGGAACUGAAUUUUGACUCACAGUUGAUAUGUGCUGUUCUUUGAAGCCAGUAUUCAUAUGGCACCAACUGUUCCCAUAGAGUUUGCUGGGCAAAAGGAAUCGAAAAACUGUUCGAUUUCACAAGUGAUGGGAAAAUCUAGAAAAUACUCGAAAGGGCAUUCUUCUGGUUUUGUACCAGAUUACAGACAUCAUGUUGAGACCAUGGCUGAAUCUGAAGGAUUUGGGAGCUCAGCAAGAUUUGACACUGAGAUGACGGCUUCUGAGGAUUCAUGUGCUCCAAAAAGAAAGUGCAUUAGUUUGAAUAUGGAUGAUUAUGAUAGUUUAGGUGUACCUUUACAGGUAUUGACCUUAUCAAAGAUGUCUAGGAGUGAAAGAAGGAAUUUGGAAUUUAGGUUGAAAAUGGAGCUUGAACAGGUCCGCGUACUUCAGAAUAAAGUUGCAUCUCUUACUUCCAACGCUGUAGUAUCACCAUCUAGUGAUAUUCGCAGCUGUAGUGAUGGGCAAAAGAGGCCUCCAUUAGAGAAUUUUCAGAGGCCAUCUGAAGCAGCGGCUCCAAAGGGUAAGAAACGGGCUCCUCCAGGGCGUCAUGGUCCCCAAACAAAAAGAAGUACAUCUGGGCGGUUUGACUCAGUAAAGCUGGCUGCAUCAGUGAAUACUUCGAGUGUGCAGUUGAUGAAGCAGUGUGAGAAAUUACUUAACCACUUAAUGUCACAACAGUUUAGUUGGGUUUUUAACACUCCAGUGGAUAUAGUGGAGCUGGACAUUCCAGAUUAUUUUACUGUCAUCAAGCAUCCAAUGGAUUUGGGCACAGUGAAGAGCAAAUUAGUUUCUGGUCGGUAUUCGAGUCCAUUGGGGUUUUCUGCUGAUGUACGGCUUACUUUCUCAAAUGCGAUGACCUACAACCCACCUGGAAAUGAUGUUCAUGUCAUGGCUGAGACUCUUAGUAAGUAUUUUGAAGGGAGAUGGAAAGCUAUAGAGAAGAAGCUUCCAAUGACUACUGAUGUGCCAUUGCUGCCUUCAAGAGCAGGCAGUAUUGUGGAAACUGAAACUACAAAGGGAAUGCAACCUGCAAAGAGGAAAACAGCUCCCCCCAGUGAUAAGGUCAAGCAGGAGCAUGUUAGACGGAUCAUGACUAGUGAGGAGAAGCGUAUUUUGAGCACGGAAUUGGAAGCUUCGCUUGACGAUUUGCCUGAAAACAUCAUUGACUUCUUAAAAGAGCGUAGUUGCGGUGCAGGGCAGAUUGCUGAGGAUGAGCUGGAGAUUGAUAUUGAUGCACUCCCCGAUGAUACCUUAUUUGAAUUACGGAAGAUGUUAGAUGAUCAUUUGCUGGAUAAACAGAAAAAUCAGGCAAAAUCUGAACCUUGUGAAAUGGAGAUUCUUAAUGAAUCUGGGUUUAGCAAUUCGUCCAUGCAACUAGGCAAAGGGAAUGGCAUGGCUGAUGAGGAUGUAGAUAUUGUUGGUGGAAAUGAUCCUCCUGUUGCAAAUAUACCUGCAUUAGACAUUGAGAAGGAUGCUGCUCAUAAAAACAGCAGUUCUAGUAGUGAAUCAGGCUCCUCAACCAGUGAUUCGGAUUCAGGUAGUUCAUCUGGCAGUGAAUCAGAUGCUGCUAAAGCUUCAGUUCCUGCUGAUAUUCUUGAGGGAAACUUGGGUCCUGGAGCAAAUUUGGAUGAGAAGAUAAGUGAAGUUGGUGUAUCAGACAUUGGAAAUUCAUCAGUAAAUUUGGAUCCACCUGAGCUCAAUUCUCAGGGUAAGCCAGUUGCUAUUGAGGUGGAUAGCCAUCAUGAGGGGGAGAGUGCUCCAUCUGAGAGGCAAGUCUCCCCUGAAAAGCUAUAUCGUGCUGCUUUAUUGAGGAACAGAUUCGCUGAUACAAUACUCAAAGCUCGGGUAAAAGCACUUGAAAAGGUUGAUAAGUGCAACCCUGAGAAACUAAGGAUUGAGAGAGAGGAACUGGAAAGGCAGCAAAGAGAAGAAAAAGCUCGCUUGCAAGCAGAGGCCAAGGCUGCUGAAGAGGCUCGAAGAAAAGCUGAAGCUAAAGCUGCUGCUGAAGCAAAAAGGAAGAGGGAACUAGAGAGAGAAGCUGCACGCCAGGCAUUGCAACAGAUGGAAAAGACCGUUGAUAUCAAUGAAAACAGUCAAUUCAUGGAAGAUUUGGAAAUGCUUAGAACUGCACAAGAUGAACAUAUACCAAGUUUUGUAGAGGAGACAAGCCCAGAGCAGUUUCAAAAUGGGAUGGGUAGUUUUAAAUUCCAGGGAAGUAGCAACCCAUUGGAACAGCUAGGAUUAUACAUGAAGAUGGAUGAUGAUGAUGAGGAGGAAGUGGAACCACCCCAAAGUAUUGUAAAUCCUGUCAAAGAUGUAGAAGAAGGGGAAAUAGAUUGAUAUUAUCUCCAUACUUUUGGUGUUAGUUGAAGAGCAAGAGCAGCAUGUGAUCCUGAAUUUCACCGAGAGCACUUACAUAUUUCGUGUUUCUGGUGUGCGUCAGUUAUGAGGGUUGCAAUAUUUCCUAGUUUGUUUCACAAUAAAUGAAGUUAAUGUAGGAGUGCAUGCAAUUGGUUUUUGAAGUUGGAUGCGGGGAUAAAAAUUGGACAUAAUCGUAUGAAAGGGGGUGGGGUGGGUACUGGAUUGUUAAUUUUUCAUUGUAAAAAGGAAGAUUAUGUUUGUAAUACUACAUUGCAUUAGAGUUGAGAAUAGGGGAGUUUUGGUUAGAGUUUGCUCUUUUAUUUCUUUCUCUGUUCUUUGCUAAUUGUAAUUGUAAAAUACUGGAGAGUAGAGACAAAUGGAAUUGACAUUCCUUAGGAGUUGAAUUGUA